Messenger RNA from Biomphalaria glabrata, 8215 nucleotides. Its product is annotated as serine/threonine-protein kinase TBK1-like. Gene Ontology annotation, molecular function: ATP binding; protein serine/threonine kinase activity. The record is from RefSeq and is a predicted model, not a curated record. Gene Ontology annotation, biological process: peptidyl-serine phosphorylation. Bases 709 to 3072 code for a protein of 787 amino acids. Gene Ontology annotation, cellular component: cytoplasm. The transcript has 20 exons. NCBI's taxonomy places the organism in Eukaryota, Metazoa, Mollusca, Gastropoda, Planorbidae.
GAAAUCUAGAUCUAGAUCUAUCUAGUUAAUCUAGAUAUCUAAUCAAUAAAUCAAUCUAUUUACAUUUCUAGAUCUACUCUAGAUGUUAAUGUUGUCUAGAUUUAUAUAGAUGUCUAUAGAUCUACAUUUUUCAUUAACAAAUUCGUAGAAUUCUUCUCAAACCUUAAAUUGCGAUGAUAUCAUCUUACCAAAGGAUCUGGCAAUAUUUUCCACCACGGCGUCUCCAUUUAUAGUCCUGUUUAUUACCUAUUCUACUUCGAUGAGAGGAUAUAGUGAUAUUCACUUUACUUACAUUGACCCAAUAUUUCGACAUCUGGUCCGGCCAAUCGGUCCCAGGAAGAGGAUUCCUGAUUCAGAGCUGAUCCCUUGGCUACCAACGUAUGUAAUAUUGCUGACUACAUCAAAGUUACAUGUAAUAUUAUUACACAGUGACAUAACUUAGCAAGUUUUGGUGGAGACUGUCAUUGUUUGUUAUAUUUGUAUACAAGUGUAUAUUUAUUCAUAUAUUGUGUUAAUAUAGAUAUUGUAUUUCACGUUCAUAUAAACAAGUGGAUAAAUGUAGUGGAAUACAAUCAUUGUGUUUCUAAAAAAAAAUAUUAUUUCUGUGAACAACUGUCUACAUACACAAGGAUAUAUGUGUAUUUAGUGGAAAUAUUCUUGAUGAAGGACUUAGAUUCACAUGCAUACACAUUGUUAUAGUAAAUUCAGAUGACAUCUACUUCAUCAUAUCCUGUAAUAAAAGGUACUCUAGUGAGCACUGAUAACCACACAUGGAACACUGCAGACUCCCUUGGGAGGGGGGCUAGUGCUAUCGUUUAUCUAGGAAGAAAUAAGAAUAAUGGUCAAGUUGUAGCUGUGAAAGUAUUUCAUGAUUACAUUAGCCAGAAGACAGACGAUAUCAGGGAAUUGGAGCUACUCAAACAAUUAAAUCAUAGAAACAUCAUCAAGUUAAUUGGAAUAGAAAGACUACCAUCCAAUAAAAAUGUUCUUAUUAUGGAGUACUGUGAAGGUGGCUCAUUGCAUCACAUGCUAGACCUACCUGUGUACUAUUAUGGCCUGUCUGAGGAGGAGUUCAUUUUGGUCCUAAAGCACGUUUCUGAUGGCAUACAGUAUCUUAGACAAAUGUGUGUGAUUCAUCGUGAUAUUAAACCAGGGAACAUAAUGAGGUAUAUAACAGCAGAUGGCCAGUCUGUUUAUAAACUUACUGAUUUUGGUGCUGCAAGAAACCUGAAUGAAGAUGAAAGCUUUCAGUCUCUGUAUGGAACAGAAGAAUAUUUGCAUCCUGGUAUAUAUGAGCGAGCAGUCUUAAAACUACCUACCCAGCAAUCUUUUGAUGCCAAAGUUGACCUGUGGUCUCUGGGAGUUACAUUCUAUCAUACAGCAACUGGUCAGCUACCUUUCCAGCCAUUCGGAGGUCGCAGCAAUCGAUUAAAAAUGUUUGAAAUUAUAACACAGAAAGAGAGUGGGGUAAUAUCUGGAGUCCAAAAUUUUGAGAAUGGGCCUAUCCAGUGGAAACGUGAUCUUCCAGAAACUUCACCAUUGUCAAGUGGUCUGAAAUCUAUAGUCAUUCCAGUGCUUGCUGGUCUAAUGGAGCCAGAUCCUCCUAAGAUGGUAUCUUACGAGAGUCUGUUCCGGAUGGUGAAAAAUCUUUGUGAAAAGAUCAAUAUCUCUGUGUUCCAUUUCAGUCGUUGUGAGGAUCUCAAUAUCUAUGCUGAUGCUUCUACAAGCCUCGCUGGACUUCAGGAUGAGAUAGCUGCUCUCACUGACAUAGCAGCCAGAGACCAGAUCUUGCUGGUGGGAGGAAAGGGCCUGGAGGAGAUAGUGGAUCCCAGCUGUCACUUGAAAGACUAUCCAGUACAUUUACUGCAGGACAGUAUCUAUUUGUUUCAGAAGGAAAUGUCAGAGACAGUACGCCUCUCUAAACCUGAGAUACCAAUCUUCCCAGAAUUUUCAGUCAGUUUUGACAUGGACUCUGAUGCUAGACUGGCACAUAGCUGUGCCGCUAGAGGCGAGCUUGUCAAGAGAUAUGUUGAGAGAAAUACACGAUAUCAAGAGAAGUUAACUUCUGGGAUAUUUUAUUUGAGUGUGUUUGUUGAGAGCAGGCUGGGCAACACCAAAACUAGUCAAGACUUCAUGAAGCAGCUGAUGGAUGAAUGCAAGAAUCACUAUGAAUCCUUUUUCAGCAUGGUGCAGAUUAUUCGAUCUGUUUUGUCAGUUAUGCAUAAGACAGAAGAAGACUUAGAGUCAUUGGAUGCAGUCCUUAGAGACUCAGUAAUCCGACAGGUCCAUGCUAAGGCAAGUGAUCGCCUUGCAGAAAUAGAACAUUACAGAGAAUUGCUACUGACUAAAAUUGAUGAAGCUAAAAGUCACACCACAAAGUUGUCUGCUUAUUGUGUCAAAGAGAAGUGCUUGAAAAAGAGUCAGCACCACAUGUCAAUGAUAUCAAGUGUCAGUAGCCGGUUCAGGAGAGACAAAAAUGUCAAAACCCAAAUGGCCCUUCACGAUGAAAACAUACACAAUUUUGAAAGGAGAAAACUUCAAGACCAUUGUGUUUCAUUAAAGUCGAUACUGAGUGAUCAUUGCCUGCCUAAGUUAGAACUCAUACAUAAAAAUUGUAUGCAGAUUGGAGAUGCCUUAAUUAAAUGUUUCAAUCGUGUGCAGAAGAUUGAAAAAAAUUUAAUAAGUGUUCUUAACUGCCAGAAACUGUUGAGUGAUAAACUUAUUAAGUUGAGGUCGUCAACUGUGGAGCGUCUCAAGGUGAGGGACACUGGUUACUGGUCAGUUUUGGAGAACUCACGGCUUAUGACCCCUAUUCCAGAAGCCUGUAGUCAGGAGACAGCAUCAAGCAGCAACAGUGAUUUGAUAAUACACGACAGUAGACAGUCAUUCCAUGAAGAUGUGAACUCAUUGUCUAAACAAAGUAUGGCACUAGAAGAGAAACUUAAAGACUUAACAAAGGAGCUACAGUUAAAUUCAAUAAUAAUACAAAGUCUUGAUGAUGGAAGUUUAUUGAGCCGAGGAUGUGUAACAGAAACUGACAUGUACCGGUCUGAUCUAGAUGGAAACACAUGAAGAGAAAAUUGCUGGAACUGUUUUUAGUGUUAACCAUUAAAUCAACUAUUCCAUUCAUUGGCUGUUACUAUCCCAGCAACAGUGGUCAACCUCCUACUGACAUGUCAAGUCUAUAUGCUGCAGUCGAGCCACAGUCAGUCUUGGGUGCUGGAAAGUCCAGGAUUACACUUGGAAAGUUUACAAGUGUUUGUGUUUCUGUGUGUUAAGUCGCUGUUCUAAAUAUGUUUCAGGGCAAAUAAAAUAUGAAUGUAAUCAGAUUUUUUUUUAGAGAUUACUUUCAGUAGUCAUUGAACAUCAUUCAAAUCAUUCUAAAUGUAAUAGUUUUGCGCUGGCCAUUUGGUUUGUUAUGUAGGGCCAUCUAUAAGAAAAGAAGAGCCUUACCAAUUUAUCUGCAAUUACAUUGACUAAGUUAUCAUACAAAAAAUGUUGUUUAAUUCUUUAAGUCUCAUGUUUAAAUCUAUGUAAUUGUUGAAAAUCUUACGGAAUGUCAUUUUAUUUAAUUGCAAGCCUUGAUGCAUAGAGAAAUAAAUCAAAAGUUAUUCUAAACCUGUGGUACAUAUUAAAUUCAUUCUGAGAAGAGCAUAGAAUGCAGAGUAGAAUGGUCAUGGAGAAUUGGUCUGGAAUGAGCAGAGGAGUGUUUCAUAUUAUUGAGCAUAGAUACUGAAAAUGUGAAUUCCACCCUAUGAAUACAUUUCACAGUGUAAGUUGCAUUGAUAAUCUCACUACAUUUGAAGCCUAGGUCAUAAGGUACAGCAGUUGAAGUCAUUGAAGCAUAUUUAAAUAACAUUACAAUAAAAACCUACACUAAAAAUCAGAGCUUAAUAUCAAGAGUAAGCAAUCAUUUCUAUUUUAGUUUUUGUUUUUUGGUCAUUUUUCACCAUUCUUUUUAAAAUACUAAAAUGAAUAGCAUUCCUGUUCUGACUUGUUGGUUUUCAUUGGCCAUUUGUAGUUCUUUGUGAAAUUUACAAUUUAGAACAGAGCCAUCAUUUUAGAAUAAUUAUUUUUUUUUUGUUUUCAUUUUCAAUACUUGAUAAAAUAGUAACUAUUUAAUGAUAAACAUAAUCUGAAAUAAAAAUAUAAAAAAAAAGAAAAACAAUGUUCCUUCGAAGUAUUAGAAACAUUCUGACAAUAAAAAUUGUCAGAUGGCAAAACCGAAUGUACAAGAAAUUCUGGGUAUAAUAAUUAAAGAAGGAUUAAUAAGGUAAUGUAAAAGGUUACAAUUUUCCAGUAUUUGAUACUUAGUACUUUUUAACAAGAGAAAAAUCCAAGAGGUGUCAAUGUAUAUGCUUUUGAAGAAUGUAAUCAUAUCAGUGUUUUUGUAAAUCAACUAACUUUACAUUAGAUUUACAGACCCAGUCUUUAAGUAAAAAUUGACACUGGAAGGUAAGAAAGUUACUUUUCAAUUAAUAUUUUAAAUCAAAAUCAGAAUGUUGAGACUGGCUCAACUUAAACAUUACUGAGAUGUAAACAAACUAAAGCAGUACAGACAAUAAAUCAUCUAGAAUAAUAUUUCACACAAACUUCGUUUGUUCAUACAGUGGUAGUGUUGGUACUGCAAUGGUAUUCAUAUAGCUUAUUAGAUAUAUAUUAAGAACAAUAUUACUGUUAUUAUUUUUAUUAAAGUCUAUAUAUCCAGCACAUUUCAACAUUUUGUUUUAUACAUUUUUGGGGGGAAAUUUAAAAAAAAAAUUACUUUUGUAAUACACAUCUUUCAUGCAUAGCAUACUAAGUGUGCUAUGAUCCAAUCUUUUUUGCAGAAAUGUGGACACACAGCUAACACAACAUGGCUCAAGUUGGGAUUCGAACUCUCACCCACUUAAUCCUAAAAAACUAAAUAUUUUUAAUAAGAGAAGUAAGUAAAAUUAAAAUCACCCUUUCAGACCAUGUCGUCUGUAGAGUAGGUCUAGAAAAAAAAAAGUUUCUUAUGAAAGGCUAAUAAAGAAAUAUUUCAAAUAGAAGGAGAAAGAAACUCAUGAGUAUGUCCUUGUUUCAAAGUAAAUUAGAAAACAUCUUUUUUUAUCAAGAGUAAAUAGUGUGGCAACAAUACAUGUUUGAUACAGUCUAGCAAUAGCCUAAAACAUGUCAGGAUAGUUGAGCAAAUGUUACAAUGUAGAUCAAGAUUCUUUUUUUGCGCUCACUGUGUAUCUAAGGAAAUGUUCUAUGAAAUUUUGAAUAUGGUGACAUACAUAUUUAUGUUCGUUUCAUGCACAUAAGACCUUACUUUUGAAAAUUUGUAAUUGUUUUGUUCUCUUCUAAAAUCUUUUAAAAAAAAAGAAACUUUACAACUACUAGAUGCUUUAUUUCUAUGAAUUAGUAGAGAUGAAAAUGUUUUUACAAAGCUUAUAUCAACUCACUCUGUCUGUUAAAAAGUUUGUACACAUUAUUUCUCUGGCACCCAAUCUUUGAUCAAGAUGAAAUCGUGCACAUUUAUUUCUUUUACUUGACUACUCAAGAAUCGAUUUGAAAAAUUAGCCAAUUAGUUAACUAUUGGUAAUUAAUUAUUUUGUUUGGUAUCUUGAACAAGGGAAAGAAAUUGUAAUUGUCUAAUUGUGAAUUAGUUUUUCUUAUAAUUUGUGGAAAGAAAAGUUUGAAACAAGCAAUCUCAUCUCUGCCUCUGGGGCAUAGGCCACAAACUAGUUUCCUCCAGGCAUCUUGGUUCUGGGCGAGUCUCUUCAACUGUCCCUGCGUCUUGCCCAUCUGCUUAGCAUCCUGCUUUCAAAUUGCAGCGCCAUAUAUUCCUGGGCCAUCCUUCUUCCUCUUUCCUUGAGGGUUCCAAGUUAGGGCUUGCCUUGUUAUGUUGGAUGUGGUUUGCAAAGGGUGUGACCUAUCCAGCUCUUGCUUCUCUGAAGGAUAACUACUUUAAUGGGUGGCUGCUUUGUUCUUUGCCACAGUUCCGCAUUCAAGAUCUUGUCUGGCCAGUGGAUCAUAAGAAUGCAAUAGAUAUAUAAAAAACACUUUGCUGGCACAGUCACUCUCCUUUUUUCUUUGUAAUAAAUGCAUCUAAAAAUUCAAAAAGAGAUCUAAACAAAAGCAAUUGGUAAAAAUAUUUGUAAUGGUUAAUUGUUGUUUUUCUAGAUCUAUUUCAAAUUUAAUUAAAUGACUGAUCUAAACUAAUUGAUACAAUUACACUUCAUAUAAGCUUUGGUUUUUUUUUUAAAUAUUGUUUAUGUUUUUUCUUUUUUUUUUUUUUUUUACUUACUUUCAAAAUAUUAUAAGUGUUUAUAACGGUGUUAAAUAUUUGGGCAUGUUACUAUGUUUUUGUGUACAAAGAUGUUCUUCGAAAGAAAAAGGAUUUAUAAUCUUUAUCUUUGUUAAGGAUUCUUUAGUAAAGAUGAGAAAACUUAUCAUAAGUAUGUCUCAAUAAGCAAGAAAUAAAACAAUUGUCAUUGGAAUUUAGAAUUUUAGGGUUCAAAAAAAAUUUGUUGUUCAAUAUCCACAGAAAAAAAUAAUUAAUAUAAAGCUAAUUUCAUGUGCAAGCCACCAAUACAAGAGAGUUCUUAGUUGAAAGUUAAUUGCUUAUUCUCUGUAUCCUACGUUCAACAUUGUUCUCACCUUAACCUAUUGAGUCACCCAUAUCAAAUUGGCUCAAAUCAAAGUAAUUAAUUUUGUUCACUGGAAACAAAAAAUUGCUUUAUUGAAGUGAUAUUUCCAAUCCUGCUCUGUGCUGUCUAGUCUUUUAUAGUACUUUCUGUUAUAUAGAAAACAUUUUUCCAAAGUCGAGACAAAUUUGAUGUUAGAUUAAAUUUCCUCUUAUUUUGGUAUUAUAGUAGCAUUUCUUUUGAAAAGCAUUUUUGUUUAAAAGUGACCCCUAAGUAUGUUAUUAUUCAGAAGAUUACUUGGUUAAAUUGUGUGAAAUCAUUUGGGUCAAGACUUCCUUUAUUGGAAGAAUGCUUUAGGAAUAGUUAAUUAUAUCAAUCAUUAGAGUCAAGGGAAUUUUUUUUUUAAUUGAAAUCUUCAAGAAGUAAAAGUUUAUUCUCAUGUAUGACAAGAAAUGUCCAACUAAAGAUGGUUUAGAGCAUUAGAAGAUUGUUCUGAAAAUCUUAUGUACAAGUGACAACAGGUCUGUCAACUACCAAUCAAUCAAUCUAUCAGAUACCUUGUUUCUAUAUCAGGGGAUCUACCUGUCUGUCAGGGCCCUUCUUUCAAGUACUUUAUCUGUCUUUCAGGUGCACCACCUCAUCAACAGUACCGGUUCCUUUCCUGCAUGUCUAGCAUGUGCCUUGCCUGUUUAUCAGCUGCCCUACCUGUGUAUUAGCUGCUCUAACAGAUACUAUGUUUCUGAGGUGCCUUACAUUUGCAUCAAGUCUAUCUUUCUAAUAGUUAUGUUACAAUUAUCAGCUGCCCUACCUGUCUAUCAGCUGCCCUACUUGUCAGUCAGAUGCCCUACCUGUCUGUCAUGUGACAUACCUGUCUGACAGCUUCCCUACUUGUCUGUCAGAUGCCCUACCUGUCAUGUCACCUACCUGUCUGACAGCUUCCCUACCUGUCUGUCAGAUGCCCUUCUUUUCUUUCAGGUGUACAACUCUCAAGUAUCAUGUCUUCAACUUAAAAAAAAAAUUCUGGUUAAAAUACACUUAAGUACAUAGUUAUGGAACUUACAAUGUUAUGAAACUCAAUGAUGACCUUUAGCAAUAGCUAAUAGUUUUAACUAGCUUAAACCCAUGGCUACAAUAUCGCACUGAUGUCCCAUCUGGUUGUGUAGUGGACUUUUAAUGUUCACCAGUUGAUGUUUACUUUAAUAUUUAGAACAUAUUGUAUGAACUUUACUGUACACAAGGCAAGACAAAAUGGCUGCAACAAGGUCAUUGAACAAUAGCAGAACUUUAGAAUUAACCUGCACAACUUUUUGUAACAUUUAAGAGGCUAAAGAAAUGUGUGCUGUGUAAAUAAUGUAAAGAUGUUAUAUGCAAGCUUUACAGUCAGUGAUUACAUUGUAUUUUGUUGCUUCUAGGCCAAUUUUUGAUUGAGGUAUUUUAUCCAUUAGGUUAGAUUCCAGGGAUAUUCUUAAUGCAGUGUUCAUGGGAUGAUUAAUAUAUAUCAUAUAUUUGUAUGCAUUACUUUCUAAUUAAUAUUAUUCACAUUAGUUUUUGUUUUAUUGUGUCACUGUUUUCAAAGUUGUUAAUAAAUAUCAACAUAAAAUAUG